GCGCAACAUGUUUUGGAAUAUGAAUAGAACAUAUUGGUACAUUGUCACUUGCAAUUUUUAACACUUGUAGUUAUAAUUAUAUUAAUGCAUAUGAGUUUUAUGGGAGAUGAUUUUAAAGUACAUGUUAUUAAUGGGCUUAAUUUCACAUAACAUAAUUUAUUCAAUUGGUAUGUAUUUUGGAAGGCCAUUCAUUCCACGAUUUUAUUCAAUUCCAAAAAAUAAUGUAUUUCAGACUUCACAACAUAAUUUUAAAACUUUUAACAACUACGGCAUUUUUUACAAGAAACAAGACGAUCAAUGGAAUCAAGGAAAUAGGUUAUCUCAACUACCAGAAAUAGUAAGACGUAAUAAUGAAGAGCAUAAUAUACAUCAGAGAACUUAUGGGGAUAGACAACCUCAACCACAAAGUGAAUAUUUAAUAAAUCACCACCUUUGGAACAUUCAAGCACAGCAAACCCUUUUCCAACGUCAACAAUUAGUAAAACACAGACAACAUCAAAAAUAUUUACUAAAUAAACAAGAAGAUAUUAAAAAACAAUUUGACCAUCAAGUAAAACUAUUGAAAGAAAACGCAUUGAAGAAAAAGCUUACACAACGUUCAAAUUAUUUACAACGGCGUUACUAUGAGAAUAUUCUGCAUCGUGAAUAUGAUGAAAAUGAAUCUGAAUUGCAUCAAAAAACAUCUGAUGAAACAUAAUAUAACUAAUUAAAUGAACUGUAGAAUAGAAAAUAAAGUUUUGUACAAUUUAAUGUAUGAAUUAUUUAUUACAAUUAUAUAAUAUUAUAAAUUCAAUACAAAAGUGAUGUAUAAUAUUAUUUUAUAAAUUUUAAUAUUUUAAUGUAUUAUAAAAAUCGUUUUAAUGAAACUUAAAUCAAUAACACUGUAUAAUAUAAAAUAUUUAUAUACUGAAGUAGAUAAGAAGCAAUGUAUUUUUAUUGAAGUAGUGUUAACAUCAUAAUUAACCACAUCAAGU
Messenger RNA from Aphis gossypii (cotton aphid), 974 nucleotides. RefSeq lists its product as uncharacterized. The record is from RefSeq and is a predicted model, not a curated record. The coding region runs from base 107 to 697 and encodes 196 amino acids. The transcript has 4 exons. NCBI's taxonomy places the organism in Eukaryota, Metazoa, Arthropoda, Insecta, Hemiptera, Aphididae.